Messenger RNA from Hyla sarda, 2711 nucleotides. RefSeq names its product peptidylprolyl isomerase like 2 (gene PPIL2). The coding region runs from base 115 to 1680 and encodes 521 amino acids. Gene Ontology annotation, cellular component: catalytic step 2 spliceosome. The record is from RefSeq and is a predicted model, not a curated record. Lineage: Eukaryota; Metazoa; Chordata; Amphibia; Anura; Hylidae. The transcript is spliced from 20 exons. Gene Ontology annotation, biological process: protein polyubiquitination; protein peptidyl-prolyl isomerization; protein folding. Gene Ontology annotation, molecular function: ubiquitin-ubiquitin ligase activity; peptidyl-prolyl cis-trans isomerase activity.
UUCCGGUCCGUAGCUUCCGGUGUGUAGUGGUGCUAGGAAGGAACCACCGGAAGUGGGGCAUUUGAGGGUUGUUUUGAGCUCCUUUCGGUGUGUGAGGCUGAACAAACCGAAAAGAUGGGGAAGCGCCAGCAUCAGAAGGAUAAGAUGUACAUUACCUGUGCAGAGUAUACUAACUUUUAUGGAGGAAAGAAAGCAGAUAUUCCAAAGUCGAACUUUAGACGCUUACCAUUUGAUCACUGCAGCUUGUCUUUGCAGCCUUAUGAAUAUCCUGUCUGCACUCCUGAUGGAAUAGUGUUUGAUUUGCUGAGCAUUGUUCCUUGGAUAAAGAAAUUUGGCACAAACCCCAUCACAGGAGAGAAAUUGGAAGCCAGAUCCCUUAUUAAGCUGAACAUUGCCAAGAAUCAGGAUGGGAAGUAUCACUGUCCAGUACUGUUUUCUGUAUUUACCAACAAUUCCCACAUUGUGGCUAUUAGCAAGACAGGAAAUGUUUUCUCGAAUGAGGCUGUUGAACAAUUAAAUAUUAAACCAAAGAGUUACAAAGACCUACUAACCGAUGAACCUUUCACCCGCCAAGACAUUAUAACUUUGCAGGAUCCUUCUAAGCUGGAGAAAUUUAAUGUCUCGGAUUUCUAUCACGUCAAAAACAACCUGAAAGUCAUAGACCCUGAGGAAGAAAAAGCUCGCCAGGACCCAUCAUAUCACCUGAAAAAUGCCAACAUGGAAACACGGGAGACACUCAGUGAACUGUACAAAGAAUUCAAAGGGGAUAAAAUGUUGGCGGCCACCAUGAAAGGCCCAGAGAAAAAGGCAACAGAUAAACUCAAUGCGGCCCAUUACUCUACAGGGGCUGUGAGCGCAUCUUUUACCUCUACAGCAAUGACUCCUGAGACCACCCAUGAGGCUGCUGCCAUUGCUGAAGAUACCGUCCGCUAUCAAUAUGUGAAAAAGAAGGGCUAUGUUCGUCUUCACACCAACAAGGGUGACCUUAAUCUGGAGCUUUAUUGUGACAAAACCCCAAAGACUUGUGAGAAUUUUAUCAAGCUCUGCAAGAAGAAUUACUAUGAUGGGACUAUCUUCCACCGCUCUAUUAGGAACUUUGUGAUACAAGGAGGAGACCCUACAGGCACAGGAACAGGCGGUGAAUCUUGCUGGGGAAAGCCUUUCAAAGAUGAGAUCAAGCCAAACUUGAGUCACACAGGUCGUGGAGUUCUUAGCAUGGCAAAUACUGGCCCCAACACCAACAAGUCCCAGUUCUUUAUAACAUUCCGCUCCUGUAUAUAUUUGGACAAAAAGCACACAGUGUUUGGACGAGUUGUUGGAGGAUUCGAUACCAUUACUGCAAUGGAAAAAGUGGACACCGACCCAAAAACAGACAGACCAAAGGAGGAUAUCCGAAUAGAAAAUACCAUGGUUUUUGUGGAUCCAUAUGAGGAGGCAGAUGCACAGGUGGCUUUAGAAAGAGAGAAGGCUCGGAAAGAGGAAGAAGAAAAAAAAUUAAAGGAACAGCCAGUGCUUCCUAAAAAAGACCAAGUUCAAGAACCCAAAACCUACAGGGCAGGGGUUGGAAAAUAUAUCAACAUGACUGCAGCAAAACGUUCUGCUGAGGAUGAUGACAGCGGAGCCUCUACAAGCAAAAAGGAGAGGGUGACUCGUGGCUUUGGAGAUUUCAGCUCUUGGUAGCACCACCCUACACUGCAGUUCAUGUGCCCACUGAAAGUUUUAGAACACAUUUGACAGGAGCAUAUCUAACAUUCAGAGUUGUCACAGACUAUAGCUGAUCUUUAUUUGAUGACUUUUGUUUUACUUGGGGAUUGAUAAGAGUGUUGGUAAGAAGAGAACAUUUUAUAGGUACCAGGAACACAACCCAGUAGAUAAGAACAGUUUGUCAUUGUCCCCCUUCUAUCUGUUUAUUGGUUCUUUAAAAUGGAUACUAUUGUCAUAAAGUCCUUUUACAUGGGUGGAUGGGGGCAUGACAACAAGUGGCGAUCCUGGUGAUCAGCACUUAUUUAAUGAACCUUCUUACAGCCAACUUAUCAUGCCACCAGGUCACAUAAGUGAUCACUGGAGCGUUUAUAUGGCCCUUAACUUCAUUGUUGUUGGCCACAUAGCCUCUGUUUACACAGGGCGAUGUGUGGCUGAUAUGGAUCAUUUUAAGGAUCAUGGGAUCAGCUGAUCAAGCAUUUUCUCAUGUGUUGGGUGAUUGCUGGCCCUUUCACACAGGCAUGUUAAGAGAACUAGCCUUCCUACGAACACUCAUUUGCCCAGAACAUUAUCUUGUGUAAAAAUGCUCUGUACUCUUUAACAGUGAGAUGUUUAGCAUUUUGCCUGGGUGCAGUCAUAUCGGGCUGUAUAGACGCUGGACUAUUGUUUCUCAGUGGUAUUGGUUACAGGAAUUCUUAUAACAAUGUUAACCUCCAUGAUCACUACUUGUAUUUCUUAUAUCCAGUGCAGAGAACACAAUCCUUUAUCAUGUGUUAAUUUAUAGAAGCAUUUUCAUUUUUUUUGCUGUAGGAUUCAAAUUAUUUUAAAGGGUCCCUUUAUAAUGUUGGAGCCUUCUGGAGUAGACCUGUUCAGAGGCUCCUAUCCAGCUCAACUCUGCAUUAGUCUGUCUUCUGUUUAGGUUUUCCACAUCACUGAGAAAACUAUGAAUGUUUGAGUUUUGUGAUUUUUACCUUUUUGUUUCUGUACAUAAAAUAUAUUUUUUAGGAUCA